Molecule: messenger RNA, 3122 nt
Organism: Rhagoletis pomonella (apple maggot)
Lineage: Eukaryota; Metazoa; Arthropoda; Insecta; Diptera; Tephritidae
Gene: rau
Exons: 6
Coding region: 1153-2688 (511 amino acids)
Biological process (GO): signal transduction; positive regulation of epidermal growth factor receptor signaling pathway; positive regulation of fibroblast growth factor receptor signaling pathway
Source: RefSeq, a predicted model, not a curated record
GACGUGUGUGGUACUGAGUUCGCUAGUAAAACUGCUUCAAAAACAAAAAAUUAAGCAAUUGGUGGAAAAAGUGUUGACUAAAAAACAACAAUUACAGCGCGUACAAAAGCAUAUGGAAUUUUUGGAAUGCGUGCGUGCCAUUUUGAAAACUGAAAUGUCAAUGUCAAUAAAAAGAAUACAAAAAACGGUGGAAAAAUCUUUUAACUUAACAUAAAUGAUAAAUACCAAGCAAAACGAUUUUCAAUAAAAACAUACAAGUUUGUGAGUGAAAAAAAAAAAAGCAAUCUGACCAAAAAACAACGCCCGACUAGAAAGAAAGCAAUUGUGUUGGUUGUUAACUCUGCAUGAAAAAUUAACGGUAACAAAAAAAAAAGCAAAAAACAUGCAUCCAGCAUCUGUGCCCAGCAAUCAGUAAUUGAACAGUGCAAAAGUGCAGCAUUCUUGAAGUGUUUAUGGCAGCUGCACAAAGCAGGGCAACAGGCUACAGAACACGUUGAAGAAUAAAACAAAAAAAAAAAAAAACAAAAACAAAAACAAAUAAGUCAGUGCAACGCUGCAAGUGGACCAUUUGCGUACGCAUCUGUAUUUCGUGCGUGCAUUAUGGUAUAUGGAAAUGCAUCAAUAACAACAGCAAUAAGAAGAUAUUAAGUACGCAUUACAACAACAAUAACAAGUGCUUGAAAAAUAAUCGUGCCGACCAAGCAAAAUCGCCUUAAAAGCCGCUCAACAAAAGUUGAUUACGCAGCGAAAAAAAAAACCAACAAAACAAAAAAAAAACAAGUGUUGAGUGCAAAGCAAAAUGGUGGCCAAAACAAGAAAAUCAUAAUUGGAAAAAAAAAUAAUUAUUAUAAAAAACAUAAUUAUCCGGCGCAUCUGCUUGAUAAUUUGCACUUGUGCUCUGGCUGCUGCUGCAACGCACUCCGCUACGGAUUUUGCAACAUCAAACGACCUUGUGGAUUAUAUAUUUACGUAAGCUGCAACAAUACACUGUCCGAUCGCUGUGCGAUUGACUUGUCACGCAAGCAAAACGAAAACGUGCAAGAACGCAUCUGCUGCUUGUUUGCUUGUGUGGCGUUGUUGGGGAAAUCGAACUUCGGAUUUAUUAUAGAUUUCUGUUUGCCGAUAUUUGCUAUUCAACAUACAACAUAAAAGAUGUUGAAACACGUACAAAUUUCACCGCUUCGUAAUCGUUCCGAUUCGGUUUCGUUGCGCUCAACCACCUCCUGCGCCUCUUCGAUAUGCGGUAGCCCGGAGCCGCCCACCGAUCUGCAGCGUACGCCUUCACGCGCAUCCAGUUACUCAAGUUUGAGUGAACAAUUACCGCAGACGACCAUAAAAGUUUUUACGAAUUGCUUGAAAAUCGAUAUCGAAUAUAAAACGCUCGGCAUACAAUGGGACACCACCAGCAAGGAGGUUAUUACACAGCUACUCCGACGCCUCAAAAUGCGUCAUCGCGAUCCACGCCUCUUCUAUCUCUCCAUGGAAGUAUCGGUGCGACGUGCUGGUGUUAAAACCCUUCUUGUGCUGGAUGAUGAUACUCGACCGGCUAUACUGCAAGCCUGUCAUCCGAAAGGCGAAUCGAGAUUUUGCCUACAACUGAAACCAGGUGGCCUCAUCCGUGUACACACCUCCGCUUUACAGCCUUCCUCACAGUAUAAGUCUCUGGUUAUCUCCGAGGAAACGACGUCCGACGAACUUCUCCAGCUACUGCUAUCCUGUUACAACUCGAUGGAACCCGUCGAACAGUUCUCCAUAUAUGAGGUCUGCCCCGGUCAGGAGUACCAACGCAAGCUGCAUCCCGACGACUUGCCGCUGCGUGCCCAAGCUGAGCGCAUGCGUCGUGGCGAAACCUGCCAUUUCCUCGUACGCCGCAAUCCGAACUAUGUACGUCGUCGGCAAUUGCUUGCUACGCUCAAUGGUCUCUCUAAUAACAAUGCAAACAACAAGAACAACAAGAACAACAACAACAACAAUAAGUCAUAUGAUGCUAACAGCACAGUUUCCUCACUAGAAGAUGAUGCCAGCUUACUAGACAUAUCCAUCGAAUCGCUAACAGACGAUCUGCAUAGCUUAAUGGCCAGUGAUGAGGACGAAGAUGGCGCCUCAUCCACAUCCGGUUCAUCGGACACAUCUUCAGAGAGCGGUUCGAGUGGCAUGCGCCGCACACCAUCCGCACUCUCAGUGGUGCCGGCAACGGCGGCGAGACUCAGAGUCGGCGAAGUGUGUCCAAAGUGUCGUAAUUCCUUUAAAUCAUGCGAAUUUUGUAAUAAAAAUUCAGCAAUGAUGCUACAACUGCAACGCUCCAAUAGCACGUCGAGCAGCAGUAGUUGUUCGACGACCAAGACGCUGCAAAUGCAUCUGCCCAGCUACAGUCCCGUCUACAAUAUACGCGAAAUACGUACCGCUUCGCAUAGCUUCUCUGCGCUGGGCAACGAUAAGAAGCUGCUAGACAUUCAGCUAAAUGGGCACUUCGACACGAGUGCUUGCACGCAGCUGCGACCUCAAAGCGUCUGCGUGACGCGUUCAACGCGCAUGCUCACCGAUGGCAAUGGAAAUAACAAUGGCAACCCGGCAGCGAGUGACUUGAAUGGCAAUAGCGGCGCAGCAAAUGCGAUUGUGGCGACGGUUGGUGGUGAGGUGGUUAACAACCAUCCAGCCAAAGGUUUGGGGCACUUUGUAUAUUUGUAGGCGAUGGGAGGCAGAAGUUCAAUGUUUAUUAUUAAAAUAGACUAGUCAGUUGUAGGGGGGGAAGAGUGUAGCUCCCGUUCGAGAAGCUAUCGAAAAAGGAAUGCGACUGUGCGAUGAAUUAGUUGAUAACAGUUUUGGAAAAAUUUAAAUGUAUUCUUUUGAUCUGAGAACUAAAACUGCGUUAGUCAACUACUUUUUAUCAGUGUUGCAAAUACUGCAUUACUUUAACUUCUAAAAUGAGCUUCAUUAUCGCAUAUAAAAAGAAGAAAUAAUUAUAAAUUGGGAUAUGCAUUAAUUUGUAAAACUCUAAAUUCUAGCGGGGCAAAUCCCUUGAUGUUGCAUACACUUGUAAAUAGUUACUUUACUUUUUAAACUAUAUUUUAGCUUUAUUUUAAUUAAGUCUGGAUUAUUACUCCGUGCGACAGUAAAUUUUA